AUGGACCACCACUACUACAGCUGGAACCGGAGCGCGGUGGGCCUGGGUGUCCACGGCACCGGGGACGCCGCGGUGAUGGCUCUGUACCUGGUGCUGGUCCUGGGCAUCGGCCUAUGGAUCGGCACUUCUCUCUUUUCUGCAAACAUCGGCAGUGGCCACUUGAUGGGCCUGGCCGGGGAAGGCGCAUCUUCAGGAAUUGUUGCUGGGGCCUUUGAAUGGAACACAAUAUUUAUGCUUUUUAUUCUUGGUUGGAUAUUUGUUCCCAUUUAUGCUAAGGCUGGGGUGGUGACGUUGCCGGAGUAUGUGCUGAAAAGGUUUGGCAGCGUCCGGAUGCAGCGGCUUCUCUCUGUCAUGUUUUUAUUCGUCUUCUUCUUCAGCAGGAUCUCACUGGACAUUUGCUUUGGCGCCAUGUUCUUUAAAAUUGUUUGGGACAUAGAUAUUUACCAGAUGACGCUGGUUGUGCUGAUAGUUGCUGCGGUUUAUACCAUCACAGGGGGUCUGGUGGCAGUGGCUUACGUGGAGGCCUUCCAAGCUGGUAUUUUGGUUUUAGGAUCAGCCGUGUUAACAGGUUACGCCUUUGGUAAAGUGGGCGGAUACCAGGAGCUGAAGCUCAAGUAUUUCAAAGCCAUCCCACAGCUGACGAGCAAAGAGAACUGGACGGCCAGGGCCGAGUGCUACCUGCCUCGAGGCGAUGCUUUCCACCUCUUCCGGGACCCCGUCUCUGGGGACGUCCCCUGGCCGGGCCUCGUCUUUGGGGCCACGUUUGUGUCCUUGUUCUACGGGUGUGCUGACCAGGUUUCUGUGCAGCGGUGUCUGGCGGGGAAGAGCUUGCUGCACGCGAAGGGGGGCUGCCUCUUAUGCGGCUGCCUGAAGCUGCUGCCCAUGUUCAUCAUGGUGAUGCCAGGCAUGGCCAGCCGUGCCUUGUUCCCAGAUCAGGUGGCAUGUGUGGUGCCUUCAGAAUGUGAAAAGUACUGCAACACCCGGACCGGUUGCAGCCCUCUGGCUUACCCGAUGCUGGUGAUAGCCCUGAUGCCUUCCGGCCUACAAGGCUUUAUGCUGUCUGUGCUGUGUGCCGCCGUGAUGUCCUCCCUCACUUCCGUUUUGAACAGUUCCAGCGCUAUCUUUACAAUGAACAUUUACCCCUGGAUGCGGCCUGUGGCCACGGAAAAGGAGCUCAUGGUGGCAGGAAGGUUUUUUGUUAUAAUCUUACUUGCGCUCACCAUUGUCUGGGUCCCCAUCAUGGAUGUGGCUCACAGUGACCAGCUGUUUAAGUACAUGCAGGUCAUGAGGAGCAGCCUGACCACACCUAUUUCUGCUGUCUUUCUGCUCGCUGUGUUUUGUAAGAGAGUCAAUGAGAAGGGUGCCUUUUGGGGGAUGAUUUUCGGGAUUGUGAUUGGUCUCAUUCGAUUGCUGGCUGAGCUUCUCUACGGACCCUGGACUUGCGAGGGGCGCAGCAGGUGCCCCGCGAUCAUCUGCGGCCUGCACUACCUCUACUUUAGCAUGCUUCUCCUCCCGGUGAGCGCUCUCGCCAUCCUGGCCAUCUCCUUAGCCACGGACGCCUUGCCGGAUGAGCACCUCCAUGGUCUCUGCUGGAGUUUACGCAACAGCCGAGAGCCGAGGGUGUGCCUGGGGCCCGAGGUGGAGUGGAAGUCACUCUCCAAGCUCAGAAUCCAGCCAGAUAAGGUUGUGGAGGCUCCGACCUGCCUCUGGAAAUCCUGGGAUUGGUUCUGUGGCCUUGAUCCGCGGCCAGGCUCUAAGUUGAUCCCUGAAAAUGUCACCGAGAUGAAGACGCAGGCGAACAUGAGACAGAUGCAAAACAGUGGCACUCUGGGAAAUAGGAAGGUCCUGAUUUGGGGGCAGAAAGCAAGAAACAUGGAGGUGGACAAGAAGACACAGGGUGACAUGCUGGAAAGCCCCUUUUGGCGGAGAGUUGUGAACAUUAGCAGUGUCUUGCUGUUUGCGCUUGUGGUCGCCGGCCACAUCUACUAUGCCUGA
Molecule: messenger RNA, 1995 nt
Organism: Jaculus jaculus (lesser Egyptian jerboa)
Lineage: Eukaryota; Metazoa; Chordata; Mammalia; Rodentia; Dipodidae
Product: sodium/glucose cotransporter 1-like
Exons: 14
Coding region: 1-1995 (664 amino acids)
Biological process (GO): sodium ion transport; transmembrane transport
Cellular component (GO): plasma membrane
Molecular function (GO): D-glucose:sodium symporter activity
Source: RefSeq, a predicted model, not a curated record